This is a messenger RNA of Penaeus chinensis, 2701 nucleotides long. RefSeq names its product tetratricopeptide repeat protein 8-like (gene BBS8). NCBI's taxonomy places the organism in Eukaryota, Metazoa, Arthropoda, Malacostraca, Decapoda, Penaeidae. Gene Ontology annotation, cellular component: BBSome; ciliary basal body; non-motile cilium. The transcript has 10 exons. The coding region runs from base 312 to 1823 and encodes 503 amino acids. The record is from RefSeq and is a predicted model, not a curated record. Gene Ontology annotation, molecular function: protein binding. Gene Ontology annotation, biological process: non-motile cilium assembly.
AAAAAUCAUCUACAAAAAACUACCUCAUCUAUGGUUUGUCAUGUGAACUUUCACAUAAAUAUUUGUGUAUUUUCAUUUUCAUUUUUUUUUUUCUUCUUCUUCUUCUCAUUUACCACAAUGCAAAUAUACUUUCCGAAUGUAAAUAAUUCUCUAUUUCAUGGAUUCUUUUCAAUAUGUAUACUGGGAAAUCAUUUGUAAAAACUGCAUUUAUCGCGUUUUAUGAAUGAAUUACCGUUACCAUAGCAACCAACGUAAACAAAUACUUGGGCUGAAAAUGCAACUUGACGUGUAGUUGCUCCGCGCCACACAACAUGGAUCCAUUAUAUUUGGCGUUAAGUGCUUUUAGAAGACGGAAAUUCGAAAAAUGUAUUGAAAUAUGUACGACUCUUUUAGCUACUAAUCCCUAUGAUCAGGCUGUAUGGAGCCUAAAGACACGAGCAUUAACGGAAGAGGUUUGGGUGGACGAGUGUGAUGGAGAAGAGGAGGGAUUAGCAGAUGUGUUAAUGGAUGACAACACCAUUGCUUCAGUGGCACGGCCAGGAACAUCCCUUCGCACCGCUCCACCGUCUUCUGCUGGUGGCACUGGUGGACCAUCUCAAGCCUUCAGACCUGCCACACAAUCGGGACGACCUCUGAGUGGAGUGGUACGUCCAGGAUCACAGGGAGGACGGCCAGGCACAAUGGACCAAGCUUUACGCACCCCAAGGACAGCCCAGACAGCUCGUCCUGUCUCUGCAGCUUCUGGACGACAUGUGCGCCUAGGGACAGCAUCUAUGUUGCCUUCAGGAGAGGGUCCUUUCAUCAACUUAGCUCGGUUGAAUGUUGCCAAAUAUGCAAGCCAACCAAAUAUUGCAAAGGCUUUAUUUGAGUAUAUAUAUUAUCAUGAGAAUGAUGUAAGGCAUGCAUUGGAUUUGGCAGCUCAAGCCACACAAGCACAAGAGUUCAAGGACUGGUGGUGGAAGGUACAGCUCGGACGUUGCUACUACAGGCUUGGUUUGUUUCGUGAUGCUGAAAAACAAUUUAAAUCUGCCUUGCAACAGCAAGACAAUAUUAACACCUUUCUCCUCCUUGGUCGAGUGUACAUCCGCCUAGACCAGCCAAUGGCAGCUCUUGAGAUUUAUAAGAGUGGGCUUGACAAAUUCCCUGGCGAAGUAACUUUACUUACUGCUAUAGCAAGGAUUUAUGAAGGCUUGCAUGACCUGACAAAAGCUGUGAAGUUUUACAAAGAUGUCCUGCAUUAUGAUGCUACGCAUGUUGAGGCCAUUGCAUGUAUUGGAACCAACCACUUUUACACCGAUCAGCCUGAAGUAGCCUUGAGGUUUUAUAGGCGACUGCUACAGAUGGGUAUCUACAACUGUGAAAUAUUCAACAACUUGGGCUUGUGCUGCUUCUAUGCGCAACAGUAUGACAUGACUCUCACUUGCUUUGAGCGGGCAUUAAGCCUUGCAACUGAUGAGAGUGUUGCAGAUGUUUGGUACAACCUAGGCCACAUUGCAUUAGGCAUUGGCGAUAUCAACCUGGCAUACCAGUGCUUCCGCCUUGCUCUAGUGGCCAACAAUGACCAUGGCGAAUCCUACAACAACCUGGGCGUUUUGGAAUACCGACGGGGAAACUACGACACUGCUCGUGCUUUCUUCAUGACCUCUGCUACUUUAGCCCCUCACAUGUUCCAGCCUCAUUUUAACCAUUCUAAACUUGCUCAUAAGACUGGAGAUCUACAGACAAGUUACAUCAUUGUACAGAAAGCACUGCAAGUUUUUCCAGCUCAUGUUGACUCAAAAGAAUUAUUGAGCGCACUGGAAACACACUUCCACACCCUGUAAACUGUAUCAAAAUAUAUACAAGCUGAUAUACAUAAUAAGAGGACUCUCUAGUCACUGUAUUUAUCUAUAUUUUGUUUUCACUCCAGUUCAUAUUCAUAGCCAUGUAUCAUCACAAAUAUAUUGUUGAAAACUACUGCUUUUUUUUUCUUUCUUUAAGAGCAAAGCAAUUUUUUUCUUAAAAAGGAAAUCCAGGAUUUCAAAAUCAAAUUUAUAAUAAGAAUGGCAAUCACGAUAAAUCACUAUGAUAAUAUGCAAGUGAUGCAAGUUGUAUUUUUUUCCAGGUUACCAAUUAUGAAACAAACAGCAUUUCUGAAGCACUUUUAAUUCAAGUGUACCAUUACAAUAUUUUCAUUUAUAAAAAGUUAAGCAGUGGUUGAGAACAUACUACACACACUGUCACUGGGAGCCUUCCUGAAGCAACCUAAACCAAACUCCUGUAACUUCCUCUUAAUCUCUGAAGGAUUUUCAAUAGGAUACAACUGGCAACUGUUGCAGUCAGAAGAAAAAUAUACCAAACUCUGGGUCCAUGCCGGCUCAUUCAUAAAACAGACAAGAAAAAUUUAAUAUCAUUUGGAAAUUAACAAAAUGUAUAUUCUCCAAAAUAACACUUUCUGUUUACAGACUAGCAGAUCUUGCAAAUUUGUGUUUUGAUUUGAAAUGCAAAAUUAGAUGUGAAUAUCUACUUAUUUCCAGGGAGUUUUUCUUCUAGACUCAAUGUACCUGAAUAUUCUUAAUGUGCACCCUUACAGAGGCUCUCUUAGUUGAUGGCUCCUUAAUUUUAAUCAUUAAAAAAAAAAAAAAACACCAGCUGAGGUUUCUUUAGUCUCUCUCGGCAAUGGCACUCAGGUGGUAGUCGAUUUCUUGCUCAGACAAAGUCC